This is a messenger RNA of Haplochromis burtoni (Burton's mouthbrooder), 23812 nucleotides long. Its product is annotated as nck-associated protein 5. Lineage: Eukaryota; Metazoa; Chordata; Actinopteri; Cichliformes; Cichlidae. The record is from RefSeq and is a predicted model, not a curated record. Gene Ontology annotation, cellular component: microtubule plus-end. The transcript is spliced from 19 exons. Gene Ontology annotation, biological process: microtubule depolymerization; microtubule bundle formation. Bases 16497 to 22523 code for a protein of 2008 amino acids.
AGAAAUAAUAUAGCCUGGAAUAAAUGUAGAAGUAUAGAAAAAAAAACCUUAAUAAAAGUUACAGAAAUGAAAUUAUGAGAUGAAUAAUUCCUUUUUUCAAAAAAUUAUAUUUAUGCCAAACUAAACUAAAUGGCCCUCCAUACUUUUUAUCUGUCCAUGAAUACAUCUAACACGACGUUACAUAACAGUCGGUGUUUUAACCCCAGCAGCACCUUUACAGUCACUUCACAUCCAGGUGUCCACAGUCACUGUCCUCACUGAAUCGUUGUUGCUAAUCAAGGAAAUGCAGGAAAAUCUGUGACUGAAAGAAUGUGAUAUACAACAAUGUAAAUUAGACAAUUAAGAAAAAGUAGCUCCUCAGAAAACGGUCUUGAUUUUCUCUGGCAUUAACCUUUGAGUCUGUCAGUAAUUUACUUCUUAAACUGAGAGUUGAGGAUGUCGAAGAUUCACUGUGGUGACACACUUAAAUCCUCUUAGGAAGGCGAGACACUUCCUGGUUUAUCAUUUAUUCACCGCGGUUUAGCUUUGUGAAUAUGUAACUUCCUUUGACACAGCACACGAUGACUGGAUGAUGUCUGUUUUUCGCUGAACGUGUGAUCCUUAGAGAACUUCCAGACGUGCCGAUACGGGCUGAUGUGAGACACACUGUGGCUUUAAUUGCUUAAAUUGGACACACAGCGGCCUGAUUUACUGUGAGCCUGAAUCUGGGUCAUGUUUGUGAUAUGGCUUUAUGAUUCAACAUGCUCACAUUUGUCUACUCAACUAUCCAUGCAUGCAUUUUUUUCUCUCCCUUUUCCCACUUUCUCCUUUUUUUUAUUAAAUAUAUCGGCUUCUUUCUGCCUUUGGUAUGUUGUUAAUUUCACUCUCACUUUGUGUCUUUGUUUUCUCCUAUUGGUUUCCUUCUUUCCAACUCAACUAUUUUCUUCUCUCUCUAAUGAUUUAUUCCUACUCAGGGCAGCAGGAGCAGAAGGAGCACUGGGUUGCUUUAGUAGUGGGACAUGUAGAUGCCUGGAGCAUUUUUGGUAAAGGUCCAGUGUAGAUCUGGUGGCAGUUUGCAGCAGAUUUGAUUCCAUGCCAUGAAAAGUGGAGCAAAUCUUGAAGUUGAAGAAGAAGGUUAUUAUGUCGCUCGAUACUCAAAUAUGCACAUAUUGCACGUUGCUAUUGACCGUGCCGUCAUGCCUUUAGUUAAAUGAGGCUUUGUUCGACCGAAAGUAGUCAGUUCGAGGCCGACCUGCGUCUUUAUCCUUCCAGUGCUUGAUGCGGGACAUGUUGUCCAUGGCCCUUGUGGCCCAGCUGGCCCUGGCACAGAUAAACCCACUAAGUCCUGUAAACACUCCUUUUCCUGGGAGGAUAUGAGGCUCCGAUACAUUUAUUUUUUCAGGCAUCUGAGAAAACACAAGAGGCGGUUUCUGACAUUCCGUCAGACAACAGGCAUGAGCGUUCAUGCCCUCGUUUUCCUUCUGUGUCACUUGAAAAAUCAGGCUCUGCUGGUUGUGUGACUGCAGAUUAAUCCCAGAGAGAUGACCACUAGUUGUCCCCUUUAUGUAAGAUUACACCCAUGUUUCAUGCAGAAAGUAGCUUGAGUUUCAUGGCCUGCUGUGAUGAUGAAAUGUAUUUUCCACUUGAGGGACGCCCCCGAAGGCUUUUUCAGUUCACACUAGCAACACAAAAAUGAAGACAAAAUGCCAUAUGUCAGCUGAGGAACAGGUAAAAUAUUUAUGUCUGCUCCUCUUGGAUGGAUUACAUGGCCUAGCUUCUGUCAAUGUGGGUAAUUUGGCAAUCAGAGGGCUUGAAUGUCAGUUACAUAUGUGCCGUGUUUCCUCAUCGUACUCAUGUUCCUGAGUUUGUUUGCUGAAAGCUGUCCAGAGCUCGAGCUUUCUGAUUAUGUUUGUGUUUGAUGUAUUGUAAAUGCAUGUGCAGGGAGUGGAGUCUUAGUCAUUGUUAUCAGCAUUUUAUUCAUGUAACAGUCUGGGUUGGACUAUAUAAUCUGCAUCAGGUUAUGUAGCUCAGUGAUGGCCCAGAGUUGCAGCAGCAGCUCUCGCGAGUAACUGGGGCAACAUUUGAAUUACAUAACAGCUGUGUUGCUGGGUUGAUUCUGUGCUUCUAUUUAUUUUUAUCAUUUGAUGCCCGCCUGCGGAGGAGACUCUCUUCGUCAUGCUGGGACGUGCACGGUGAGCCCGACGGCCGUGGACGGUCCAUGAGCUGCUGCUGCUAUCUGCAGCCAGCCAGCUUUAAGUAGGUCAUCACAGAACCUCAGUCAGAGGUCUAUCCAACACAGUGGAGUCUAACACACUGGUGUGGUUCAUUAUCAUGUCUGAGGAUUGAGGUGCUGAAAAUAAGAUUGUGUUUGAUGAUGUUUCAGGACUCAUACCUGUGUAUCCUUUGGGGUGCAAGGUUUCAUUUUAGGGUGCUGUACAGCAACCAGAUGUGACCAUCAUUAGUGGAAAGGUGAACUGAGGAAUUAGUGUUAAGUCACUGCAAACACACUCACAAAAGCUCGAGCAAAGACAACUAACUGCACAUCAGUUAUGUUAUUUGUCAGAUAACUGCAUUAAACUUACUCUAAAAGAAACCAACACGACAAACAAGGUUGAAAAGUCCUGUUCAGUUAAUUCAAUUAGCUGAGGGGAUGUGUAGCAGACAGCUAGCAGCUUACACAUCCAUCACUCAAAAUGCCCAUACCUCCAUUAAUGUAUAACCAUAAUAACACUUAAACGGUUGAGUCAUAAGCAAACUCACACCUUGUGCAGCUGCAUGAAUGUACAAAUGACCUAUGGAGAACAAAACUGUUUGUACCAGGCUGUAAACAUAAUUAUUUCUGCUGUAAAGCUGAGCAUUUUAAUGUGGUAAUCUGUGAGGACUGACUUGCUUUUGAAACGAGGCUAAAGGGCCCCCCUCCGCUUUUUUUUUUUUUUUGCAUCUUUUGGCACAUAUGCAUUGGUUUUAUUUUUCCAUUCUUCACCCAGGAGUUGCUGCUUGUUGUACACCAUUAAUGUUGCAUUUUAUCUUAAUUAAAAACACACAAAUGAAAAACUUUUACAGUUCAGGUGAGUUUAGGAUAUAUUUAGUAAGUGUGCAGCACAGAUAUGUUCCUUCAAUUAAAGUCUGUGAAUCUGGCUUUAAACAGGAUUCAUUCAAAAGGAAGCUCCAAAUGUGCUGGAGGUUAUCAGCCGAUGCAAAUCUAUUCCUGAUCUGGUUCCAGUCAUUCUUUGGUGAAAGCGCCCCACCUGAAUUGCUGUCAUCACAGCGGUGAUUGCUUCUGCUCAGCAGUGUACACAAACUUCAUCUAAAGUGGGAAUGUAGAGAAAAUACUUGGCAGAUUGCUUGGAGCUUUGCCCGCUCUCACACCUAUGUGCACCUGGUCUCACUGUUGAAUUGUUUUUUGGAAACAACACAGACCUUGUAUAUUCAGCCUGAGAUGAAAGGCCAAAUUGAAUCAACAGCACAUGUAUGUAAUCACUACCUCAUACCAUUGAGCCCUAGUUUUAACUGGUUAACCUCUUGACAUUCAUGGGAAACCAUCUGGUUUGGACUUGAGGGAGUAGGGGAUUGCAUAUAAAAGAUGGAUAUAGAAAUUAAGAAUUGAAGUGUUUUAAACCUGUAGUAUUUCUAAUUUUCAGCAGGGGAAGAAUGAUGGUAUAGGAAUCUAAGACAAAAUCACUACUUUUCACUUCCUUUCCAUAUGUUCCUUGUGAGUUUGUGGUCUCAAUCGCUCAUUUCAAGUCCUAUUUCAUAAAACAUGUUGUUAGAGCUCUUUAACAUGCAUAAUAAUGAGCUGCUAACUAAGGCUAACAGCAGCUAACAGAGGCUAGCAGCCGCUAACAGAGGCUAACACAGACAAAAGCAGCAGCACAUACCAACAGAAAAGUUAAUUAUAUCUUCAGCAACUCACCUUCGUUUCACUGUCAACGGUGAAAAGUGAGCUUCACUGACUCAUCUACUCAUAUCAGACUCCUUUCACAAGUUUUACAGCCUCCUCCAAAGUAAAUAGAUGUGAACACCCGGCUGAGGUAAAGAGCGAAUUGACACCUUAAACUCACUACAGAUGAAUAGUGAUUGUAUGGUAGGAUUCUGCACUUGAAUUGGGUUGGGUAAGAAAGUUGACUGCAAUCUCCAAGUCACAUCUACUGGUGAGAUUUUACACAGUGUACCUUUAAUUUUGUAAGCCAUGGUCCUAUUUAGCGUGAAAUAGAAGAUAAAUCUGGGUAUGCUUUUGUUUGUGCAAUAUCCCCAGGUUCUCCGUCAGGUACAUCCUGAGCUCGUCACAUCAACAUGAUAGUGAGGGCCAAAUGCUCAGCUUUUGCAAGACAUGCGUUGACAAGUAGCAUCUAGUUUCUGAAAAUGUGCUUAUUUUUCCAUUUAUUAUAAUUUAUUUACAACCCAACCCUAUCUAUAGGAGGUCGCUACCAAACUGGUGCUUAUUAGAGAAGAGAUUUACAGGAACAUCACAAUGGACUUGACCCCUGACAUGCUCAACACUGCCAAAAAUGCACUUCAGUAUCAUUGUCUUCUUUGCUUUGUUUUAGUGCAUGUCUGCAGAAAUUGCUUAAAGCCAAUUCUCUUCCUCACUUGUACCCAAACAAAAGACCCUCAUGUGCUUCUGUCUAAAAUGUAGUGUCUAAUGCAUUUCCUAAAACAGUGAAGUAAUAGCCAAGGAUGUCUAAACUGGUGAGAGCAUGUCCCUGUUUUCUCUUCCACACUCUUUUCCCUGCCAGCAUUUAUGAUGUGCGCAGCAGUGCAAUCAUGCUCGGAGAUAAUUGAUAACAAAAGGCCAAAUUGAAAACACUCCGCAGGGGAGGGUUAAUAAUCAAGUGCUCCACAUUACUGAUUAAACGCUUGCUACAUAGUUGUGAGUUGUAUUGAGUAAACCGCAUGUGGUAGUGCUUUCCUGUUUAUCUCCAAAGUAUUUGGAUUUUAGCUAAAUCCCCCUGGCUUUUGUCAAGCCGCCUCCUCGUAUAAAGUGUUUUACGUGCUGAUUUGCUGCCAUGUUGUUGUAUCGGCCUGUUUCAUUGGCUCAUUCCCCAACGGCGAAAAUAAGACAAUAAAACUGUCCCAAAACAAACCCCAAAACAGACAAAUUAGUUUGGUUUAUGCUAAAUUUAAGUGCAAAUGAAUUAGAUGGCAUGCCAGCGUGGAGUCCGCUAGGCAAGACUGGAUUUCCUCUCCUUCUUCCCCCCUCAUCCUAUUAUAGCUGGUUGUUACAAUGCAGAAUGGAGACAUAAAACUAAGCAGGGGAGCAGGCUUUUUAGCUGGAUGGGAAGAAAUGCUCAGUCUAAUCUGAUUGGCUCCCACAUCGUCAGGCGGACAAAUGGAGAGGUUUGAUAUUAUUACUGAGCAGCUCAAACUAAUUGAGUGUAAUUAUACAGUAGAAAUCCACCGACAAUGCCGUCCCCAGCGUGGGCCUCGUUCUCACGCCAUGUGUAUUACAGGGUGCCAGGCUCAUGGGACGAGUGCUCACUUAGUGCUCACUUAGUCUGUCAGCUUGAUUCUUGAGUAACUGGUGUAAAGUGUGGUUCUGAAGCCCAGGCUGAUUGGACAUUUUGGGUGGGAGCCAGUUACAUAAAAAAGAUUUCUUCUCGGACUGGAAAGCUCCUUUCUCUCAGAGUCUCACACACUUUACCUUGAGUGCUUAAAUGAAGUUUCUCGGCAGGGGUGUACCAGCCUCCGGCCGGGUCUCUGACAGCUUCCUCAGCUGCCAGGUGACAUACCGUGCAUACCUGGGCUCACCGCGUGGGUAGCCACGGGGCCGCAGGGUGUGGGAACCCAGCAAACUCUGAGACACUCGUCAAGUUUGAGAGACUGAAGUAGCGGCGUUUUUCUGCUCUUGUCUCAUGGGAACGUCUCUGCUCUCAUGUGCCUGAUGAUGAGCGAUUACAACCUUGCCAUUUCCCUAGACUCCAGUCUGAAAUCCAGAGGUUUCCCCCAUAUUCCACCACACGCUGUGGAUAAGACUAAACAGCCUCCAUCUGCCUGUAAAAUUGGUUUAAUAAUUAUUAUCGUCUGGUUUUCCAACCUCCAAGUUACAAGAAUAUUAAUGUUAAUAGAUAGCUUAUGUUUUUAUUAAAGCAAUUAUUUAAUAUUUUGUGGAUAGUCAUUAUAACAUCAGGGUCUCUUUUUUCAUCAUAUACAAAAAAACCCCAUAUACCGUUUCAAAUCUGACAGAUAAUUCACAAAGACACGUUAUACAUUUUGAUAACCCAAAAAAGAAUGUCUAAGUGUGGUUGUAGAUAAAUAAGUAUAAAAGUGAGUCUGGUAUCCUCAUCUGGCGUCCUAAAUCAACAGUUUCAGUUUUAUGACUGCAAAUGGUUUGAAUAUGGAUAGUAGGCUGGAUACUCUUGGGUAACCUAGUGCAAGGCAUACACUUAGGGGCCUGCACUUAGGAAUAGGCGAACAGUGAUGUAGCCGGGCUGUUAAAUGACUUUGUGGCACUGGCAGAUUUAAAAAAAAAAAAACAUGGUUGGAGACUGUUGGAUCGUGUGCAUUGAACUUGAAAUCUUGUUCAUAUUUGAAAUGGCUGCUUCCAAGCAACCCUGAUGUAUGAAAAUGGUGAUAAAACAGAACGAGACAGUCUUUCUGCUGUCGGUUUGUGAUUUAAUGGGGUCAAGUCGGAAAUUACUUGACAAUCUGUUUGUAAUAAUAUGGCAAAGGUUGCAAACAUGUUGCUGUCUACAGACAGAGAAAUUCGUAUUAAACAGAAACUUACAUUAACUACUUACAAUCACAGUCCAGCCGAAAUGCAGAAAUUCCUCAAUAAAUAAUAAUCUAGUUGGAAUUUUAUACAUGGCUCAGCAAUCUUGCUUUUAUUUUGGAAAACAAUCAGAAUACAACUACUUGGCAACAAUCUUAAUCGAGUAACCAAUUGCAAAGAGGCAUGUUGCAGACAGGGCAUGCUCAUGCGCGCAGCUUGACUUAGAUCACGGGUCUCCAACUCUAGUCCUCGAGAGCUAGUUUAUCAAAUAAUGUCAGAAAAUGAGUUCAUUGCUCUUAGCAGAGGUUCAAGUACAGUUUAGAGAUUUAUUUCAGGUGAGCAACAAAAGAUAACCUAGUUUUGCUUUGGGUGAUAAUGAACCAGGCUUUCUAAAUGACCUGCUUAUUCUCAGCUUGGCAUGAAAACCUCUCAAGUGCCCCCUUACUGAAAUCUCUGAGCCGUGUCCCAAGUUGCGUGCAGUUUGCCUGCUGAACCUAGGUCCACAUUGUAAACAGCGCUAUCUUCAAGGUUUAUAGCUCAUCGCACAAUCAAAGGCGCUUUAAUAAUCAGUCGGAAAAUAAAAGAGGAAGCUUUUGGGUUCAUUCCAGUUUGAUUAAAGAGUGUUUUUACUUUGUAGUGACAGUGAGUUUUCUGCUCUGUGUGCAUCCCCUCUUGCCCAGGGCCCACUGCCAGCCCUUGUAAUUGGACGUCCAUUAUCCAUCGUCCAAUGAGACCAUCCUUUGUGUCCUUUGAGUUGAGGGGCCAAUUAUGAGCUCUCCUCUUCCAAUCAUGAGUGAGAUCAAAGUUGAUAGCGGGGCCGCGUGCUGUCAGAGUCACAUGCGUUGUUCCCCAAACAUUAGCGCUUUGCACCAAUCUCUAUUCAGCCUGUGGUUUCCCCUCUUUGGAGCCCAGUGCCAGAAAAACAGAGGUCUUUUGAGAGGCCUGAAGUCUGCACAGACAAAGAAAGGACAGUCUCCUCUCUAUCAGCCAGCGUUAUCUGCCCACACAAUCAAACACGUUAAACCACUCGUUGUGUCCACAAAUUUACUCUGGACUCAAGUGGAAGUUUAUCAAGAUAAGCAAGUCACACAUUUUAGGAGUAAAUUAUUAGUUAUUCAAGGAGAUUGAUGGUGAAAACAUUAUUUGUUUCAGUCUCACUGCACAUAAGGCUUUGAUUGUGCCACUGUUAUGCCUUAUACCACACUUAAAAGUGUGACCAGAUCAGAUGUUCACAGCUUUCCUGAAGGAGUUAUGCUUUUCCUGGUCAUGCAACAUUUAGUCUUUUUUGUAAAAAUCAUAUCUAUAUUUUUUUAAGUCUCACAAAUUGUGCUUGUACAACCAAAGCUUGAAACUUGAAUCAUAUAUCCCCAUUUAUUUAUGAAACAAGAAUCCAGUAAAAUAACAUAUGUAUUCAAAAUAUAUAAGCUUAGCAACCUCUUUGUUAGGUAUACCUGUUAAUGCAGAAAUCGAAUCAAUGGCAGCAACUCCAUUCAUUUAGGCAUGCCGGCAUGGUCAAGGUGGCUUAGAGAUUUUCAAACCAAUCAUCAGAAUGAGUGAGCCAGUGGAGAAGAAAGGUGAUUUAAGUCGCUUUAAACGUGGGAUUGUUGUUGGUGUCAGAUGGGCUGUUCUGUGUACUUCAGAAACUGCAGGGAUUUUCCCACACACCAAUUUCUAGGGUUUACAGAGAUUGGUCCAAAAAAAGGAGAAAAUAUCCAGUUAGUUUUCUGGGAGAAAAUCUGCUGGCCAUACUGUUUUGGGAAGGCAGCAGUCACAUAAAUAAUCACUUGUUAUGACUAAGCUAUGCAGAAGAGCACCUUGACAGCAACAGAAGACCACACCAGGUGCUUUAAAACUGAGGCUACAAUUUGCACAGGCUCACCAAAAUAGGACAAGAUAGGUAAAACCUCACCUGGUCUUGAUUUCUGUAGCAACAUUAAGAUAAUAGUAUCAGACUGGUGUGGGGGAUAUUUUCUUGGUACACUUUGGGCCCCUUAGUACCAACUGAGCAUUGUUUAAACACUACAGGCUACCUCAGUAUUGUUGUCCACUGUGCAGCCACUUUGUACUCAUCUUCUGACGGCGUCUUCCAACAGCAACUUGAGUCAUGAACAUGACAAUGAGUCCACUCAAAUGGCCUCCACAGUCACCAGAUCUCAGUCCAAUAGAUUCUCGCAGCAACUAUGUGAUGCUGUCAUGUCAACAUGGACUAAAAUCUCAGAGGAAUGUUUCCAGCACCUUGUUAAAUCUUUGCCAUUAGGAACUAAAGCAGUUCUGAAGACAAAAUGGGAAUCCAACAAGGUACUAGAAAUGAUGAUGAGCUGUUUUCUUCCAACAAUAACUUCUAAGGCCAGCUAUCCAAAAGUCCUAUCCUAGCAGAAGAUGAAUUUGAUCCCACUGUGCCACUCUGCUGGAAAUCUCCCCAGAGGGGACCCUAACUCACAAUCCAUGGCUUAGGAGACCAGUGUCUUAUCCAUUAGGCCAAUUCUGUUUGUGGAAGGGGAGAUUCUGGUCAUGGAUGUGUAAAUUUGUAGCAGUUGAUGUGCUGUCAUGCCAACAUGGACCAAAGUCUGUUUCUGGCACCUUUUUGAAUCUAUUCCAUGAAGAAUUAAGAGAGUCCAGUGGAAUUUUAUACAAAGCUGGUGUAGGUUUUAAGCUAAUUUAUUUUUUUCUAUUGAAAUAGGGAGUCAGUAAUACAAGUAGAUGACUUGAAAGGCAGCAUUUGUGUUGACAUUUUCAUCUCAAUGGGUUUUAUCCAGUUUAGUCAAGGAUUGAAAAAAAAACCAGUUAACAGAUCCUUGCCAUCUAAUAAGCAGAGCCAUUAUUUCCAUUGCUUAUUCAAGGAGGGAAACUACAUCACUAAGCAACCAGGAACUAGUAACUUAAAGUGUAGUCCAUAUAAAUUUGGUCUUUUGAAAAAAUUAUAAUUUUACUGUGGAGAAAUGUUAUUAAAUGCAGUGAACUUGCGGCAGCUUUGAUUUCAGCGUGUCUCACCAUAUUCAUCCUCUAUGAACGUCUGACUUUUACAAGCCCACAAAAUGAAAAUGGAUUUAUAUUUCAAAAAACUGAAGUCAUGUUUGAAAUCAUCAAAGGAAAGCUGGCUCCUGUUGGGUCCAGUCAUUUUAAAUUUUGAAUAGCAAGAACUGUUACGGACCUAUAAGCCUUUUCUCUGAUAUGUUUUUUUGUAUAUAGCUUAAAGAGUGUCUACUGCAUGGCUCCCAACAUGCAUACUCUUUUCUCAGAAGCAGACAAACUUGAAACAUGAGCCAGGCAGAAGGGCUUAACCCACGAUGUUAACCUCGUCCACCUGGCAUGGAAGAUCCAUCUCCAGGGAUGUUUGUUUAUCGUAUGCAGAUGAGGCACCAUAUUUGGAUCAAACUGGUGCUGCAGGUUUGGGUUUGAAACUGACAGAGGGCGGCUAACAGGAUUGGACGUGCAGAUUAAGAGCCCAGUGAGAGGAGGCUGAGGAGGGGCUGCAUCUGUCAGCAGAGAGGAAACCCACCUCCUCACCUUGCAGCUGGGGUGGGGGUCGGGGGGACAAGCUCCUUGUAUAGCCUCCUGGCAGACUGGGUGUGGGUGUGGGAGGCAGAAGGUGGUGCGUCCUGGCUAUUCUUCCGCACAGAGGCCGCCCUGUGAUCACAUCCUCCUCAUCGGACGCUGAGCCAAACCCUCAGCUGGGCUCUGAGAGGGCUCUUUCAUGCACGGUUUCCCAAGACCAGGGCUUUAAAUGUGGGGAGCUGGCUUGUUGUUGCCACAGUGUAGUCUGUUCAGAGACAGAGGUCCCAUUUUAGCCACAGAUUUAUCUGAUAGGAGAUCAUGGUUUGCAUCCUGUUAGUGUUUUUUUCACUUGUUUUUUGGCAUUUUCUGACUCAUGUUGUUUUAACUUGUAGAUUUCUGCUUCAGUUUUCACUUUGCUGGUUGGAUUAAGAGAUAAGGAUUGAAGCUCAUGAUGACACAUGUUACGGUCGGCCUAAGAUAGUGUGUCACUAACCAGUUCCAAAGGAAACCUUGUUUGUAGGUGUGACACGCCUUGAAAAAGUGCAAGAGAAAACAGCUGUCAACAUAUUUGUCCUUUGAGACCAGAUUUCACAGGUGAGGUGUGUGUCUGACUCACUUUCGAGAACUUGAGACUUAAAUGAUAAGAAUUCAAACACAAAUAGCCCCGCCCAAAAGUGUACCCUGCUUUAUCUUCUAAUUUAUUUCACAAGAGACCGCAGUUUCUUAAAAUGAACAGUUAAGAGAGCUGCGGCCCACUUAAAAACCAGAAAAUUCCACAGGGCCCACCCAAUCUUAACCCUCCUGUUAUGUUGGUUUCCAGGAACACCAAUUAUGGUCCUGGUUUAAUUUGACCCAGGGCAAAUUUACUCAUCCAAAAGUGUCAGAAACACUGGCACUGAUUAUUUUACAAUUUUCUUUUAUAAUUUAGAUUUUUUUCGUUUUCUGUAGCGAUGCAGAUGACAUGUGACAUCUCUUCUGUUCUGGGUCAAUCGGACCCGCAACAUAACAGGAGGGUUAAAUCUUCACUCACACGAGACAAAGUGGUAUACUUCCUUUCAAUUUUGCUAAAAAACAUAAACAACACUGACUUUUGGCUAUAGAUUGCUAAUGCUACUCACUCGUAUAUAAGUUAAGGCCAAUGUGUGACCACCGUGGUACUGGGACACAAACGUUAAUACAAAAGCAGUAAAUAUAGGUAAUGUCAAAAACGAACCAUCUCCUAUGAUUAAUUCUCUUUGUAUAUUCAUAAAUAGAUUGGUAUAAAUAUAUAACUCUGCAUACCUAUAUUUUAAGGCAGUGAACCAACAAUCAGACCACCCCCUAUGAGUAAGCGCUUGGCGACAGUGGGAAGGAAAAGCUCCCUUUUAACGGGAACAGAAAGACUCCUCUGCCAGAACCAGGCUUAAGAUGGGAUGGCCAUCUGCUGCAGCCUAUUGGGGGUGAGAAGUAAGCAAAGAGAGCCUGAAGUUUCUAAUUACUAAUAAUGAAAUGCAAUCCUCGGGCUAAGCUAUCUUUGCCUGCACUGACUACAGGGAUCUGGCUAGCUACAGGAUUUUUAAAGCUGUGGAGCUGGGUCUGAACCUGGUCUCCAAAGCUAUGAACAGGCUACAUUUUUUACACAUGUCAUUGUUACUAAAGGAGCCUGAGGAAUAACUAAACACUUGACACUUAGGAAGAUAUGCUAGUAGUGAUUUGGCCAAGAGGUAAGGUAGCUAUGCUCAGCUAGCAUAUCCCUAACGACACACGUGAGUGAAUAGUAUAAAUAUAAGUUGAAGUUGAGUCAGCAGAUAAUGUGCUUCUAAUGUGCUACAAAACGGAUCUAUUAAACUAUGAGAUUAACCUGCAGAAAAACACCACUGUGUAUAGCAUAGGGAAUAGAUAGGAUACCGCAGUGAUCCAGUAGCAAGGUGCCACGAGAGGAAAGCAGGUCUUCACUCUCUAUACCCAGAUGCAGGAAAGAUAAAGUUUAUCUUUCCUGGAUGGAUUAUAGUGUUUAUGUUUGAUUGAAUCUAUCAGAAAAUGCUGGCUCAUGGUCAUCUCACAGAUGAAAAACAUAUUGAUAAAAUAGUAUAUGAAUAGCUGGUGCAUAUUUAGUAGUAAAAUUCAUUAGUCGGAGACAAAGAGUUGUUGCUUGAUCCUUCAAUAGGGGCUGUAGCCAGCAGUUAUUUUUACUGUUCAUUAAUCUUCCAUUUAUUGUCUUAAAAACAUUGAAAACUAGUGAAUUUCUGCUUCUGAUCUUAGUUUGCAGUUGCUCUUUGCAUUGGUUGGUGGUCGUGAGGGCCACAAUGACCUCUGAAUCACUUACCCUCUGCCUUCCUGGGCGCUCUGUCGCACCUUUACUGGUCUGGCUUGUCGGGUGAGUUCCUACAGAGCUUCCUCGCACCUGGAGAAAAGGGUUAAAGGUGAAAACUGAAAGUGUUGGGGGCUGGUUGAUUUUUCUUCAUUGGUUUCAUACAUGAUGCACACGCUUUGGAAUUUGACUACCUUGUAAUUUGCAAAUAGUUUCCAACUUGAUAAAUUAUGUAAAUUAUUUAGUAAUUCCUACCUCACUGCUGUCUUAUGGCCAUUCCAAACACAAUAAUUGGCCUUAAUUUAUAAUAUUAUAUUUAUGUUAUUUCACCAUUAAUCUCAUUGCAGCUUUGACAAAUGGACUGUCUCAUUUGCUAAAGAUCUAUUACUAAAACAUUCAGUCAUUCCCAUCCAGAUUAAAUUUUCGGACCAUUCCAGACCAAAACCAUUAUAUGGGCAUUAGUGUCAUGAUGCCUUUUCACUGACAAAUGAAGCAUCCCUAAAUUGCCAAAGGAUGCAUUAUGAAAAUCUCUGUCUUUAUUAUAGAGACAUGGAUCCUCAUUUAAGUGAUAAAAUGUUCAUUAUGUGUUCUGCAUAGCUUUGUAUUGUGUAAUGGCUCACACUGGUUCAAUGAACAGAUGACUGGCAGCACUGGCGUCAGUCAAAUAACUCAUCUCUAAACCAACAGUAAAACCACAAUAGAAUUCAAAGUACUUUUCUAUUUAAUUAAAGUUCCAUUACCAAAUGAAAACUGCUUUGAUGGUAAGCGGUUACUCAUCUGCAGGAAUGCUUUUGGGCAGGGCAAUGAUUUUGCACCUGCAUCACCUCUGUUUGCUCCAUAAAACCUGGCCAGUGUGAAGAUUCUGUCAGAUGUCAUAAAUUCCUCUGCGAAGCUCGCCCAGGCGUCUGAUGACUGAUGAGUUUGUAAUCUUCGUUUGAACAGGAGCACCACCUGCCACUCAUCUCCCAUCAAUCACAGUGAUAGCUUAAGGUCAUGAGCUUUAUUCUCUAUUGGAAAAAAAAGCAUAGCUUAUAUAGGUCAGCAGGAGCAGGACUCAUAUUCAUGGUUUGCUGCUAUGCCAGCUGUAAAACUGCACAUGUAUGCUUUUUUUUUUGGUGAUUUAUACAUUUGCAAAAUGUAACUAUGUCAUUUUAGGAGAUGUCAGUGGAAAAACUCCUCUGAAAUAGUCCCACUGGAGCUUCUAGAUCAUGUAAUUUAUACCAAGCAGCAACUGCCAGGGCUGAAAAUUAAAGUCAGCUCGGAAGUGCCAAAGACUGCAGUUCCUCUGGCUCCAGAAGUGAGUCAGCCCCCAUAGGCUCUAAUGUUGAAAAGCCAAAUGUUAAGGCAGAAAUAAACAAGUUUUUAGCCUGGUACAAAAACAUUUUGGUGUCUGUAGUUCAUUUCCCCCUUUAUGGCUGUUGUACAAGAGGUGAAUUUUUAUAUAAAUCCUAGAGUCACUGAACACCAGAUUUUUUUUAAAUAUAUAGUCAAAAUGAUUGCUGCUUGUUAACAAAGCUUGGCAGCAUUAACUUAUAACUCAACACUGUACACGUUUGUACACAAGUGAUAACUUCUGGCUCCAAACCCCACCCAAAAGAUUGUGAACAUCAAAAAGGCUAAAUUGAGAUCUGCCAGCCAGUGGGUGAUGUCAAGGUAGCAAUGUUUUUCUUUUAUAUAUAUGGUCUGUGGUAUAUACGUUAUAUAGUUUCACUGCUGGUUGAAAUAUUGAAGCCUGGCUGAUCUUAUGAGUUCAAUCCUUGGUGCAAGAUUUAUAGUAAGUAUGUGAACUGUCUACUUAAGAGUAGAAUCUGAUUGAUAUAGGACUUUUAAGACAGAUACAGAUUUUUGCUGAUUUAAAGCCAAUCUAGCAGAUCAACAGAUAUUUUUUUUCUUUCAGACAAACAAAACCAAUCAAGAAUUCCCCAAAAGUUGUUAUGUGUAGUUAUUUAUGAGUCCUUGCUAAGAUAAAACGAGAGUAUAGUUAAAAAAUACCUUUUUGCUUUAUUGUGACAACAAGCCAAGGAUUACUCCGUUAUGUUCUACGGAAAUCUUCUUAGAUUAGAUUUUUGUUGUGUUCGUGGUGUUUUCAAGCAUGUGUGAACAUAAAAGUUGCAGAGUGCUCUCUUAUGGGCAAUGUAGCACCAACACGGUCUCUUCUUUGCUUUGCAUAAAUGCAGACACUGAUAGUGUCAAAUUGCUAAUAUAUCCACUUAUAUAUCGGUCGGCUCUACUUAAUAAUAAUUUCCUGGUUUUCAUACCCAGAAGUCCAAACUUUUACACCCCUCAAUUUCUAACAACUUUUCCAAAAAGGACAAAGACUCAGUGGUCAACGUUUUUGUAGUUGACACCAUUAAAUGGUUAAAGUUUGAGAAUCAUACUGAAACUUCCUACAGACCAGAUAGGAACUACAUCAAUCAGGCAUGCAAAAAUAAACUACUCUCGGUGUACACUUUAGGAAGAAAUGUAGAAGUUCCCCCAAAACCACUUCCACAUUUUUACACUCUGAAUGAGAGAACUGCCAUUAUCUAUUGUGUGGCCUACUUGACCAAACCACUGUGAGUAAAUCCAAAGCCCCAUCUUGACAUUUGAAGUUCAUUCUCAGCAUGUCACUCAGGAAACUGGUCAGCGGAGGUGGCAGAAGCUGACUCGGGAUCUUGAAAACAACGGAAAGCGAUCUAACCCAGAGGUCAGUUUAGAGGCUGUUGUGGAACCUUUUGAUGCGAUCACGUGAUCUUCCUUGGCAGCUUGAGCUGUAGAUUGUCACGUACCUUGGAAACGAAGGUCUAGAAUACUUUUCCAGGGUCCAAACUACAUUUAAGUAACUGUUUUUUAAGCAUGUGACCACAGUGAAUGGGCUUUAUCAGGGCAACUGUACUAAAAAUGCAGAUGUUCAAAUGUUGCCUCUGACCAGUGUCCUUAUCAUCUAAUAUUGUGGCUAAAUAACGAAGAUUACUGCUGUGUUUAAAUCAAUAUGGAGACAGUAGCCAAUAUAUUAGGAUUUGCACUGUAGCCAACGGAAAUCCAGGCCAAGACUUCCUGUUCCGGUUAUUGUAUUUGAAUGCAGAUAAAUUACAAAAGGUAAUAAAACAAUGGCCAGCCAGUUUGAGAUUGCAUGUCAGCUUGUGUCUGCUUUCAGCUGCUCUCAAGGCUGUUGCUUUACCUGCAUGCAAAUAAAUUCUCAGCGAAUGUGUUGAGUCAAUAGGCAGUAAAUUGCAAAUAGUCCCCAGAAAGCUUCAAAGUACCAAAACUUUUGCUCCUUGUUAAUUAAGGUAGAUAAAAACAAGUGGUUUAUAAAGACAGGAUCUGUCCUCUGACCUUCCGCUUACAUGUCUUCCAAGUAAAAUGUCUGCAGAUCGGCACAAAUUAGUUUCCUGCAAGAGUUCACAAGUCAUAAGAGCUGUGAUGCUGAGAAACAGUCGUUAGGCGAAAGUCAGAGAGGUGCUUCAUUAGCUUCUUUACACUUACAUGGCCUAAGAUUGUUGCCAGCGGUGGUAACAGCAGUGGUAAUACUGAAGUGGCAGAAGUGUGAGUUUCUGGUCUGAAGCUGGAGUCGCCAAAAACGGGCAAAACCGCCAACUCAGAGUCUGAAUCAGACUCCUCUGUGUGACAUGAGUUAAUGUUUUAUGUCUUCACACGCACUCACAAACACCAGCAAUUCACUGCUUCAGCCACAAACAUGUAAACAUGAGUGCACACACAGUCUCCUGGGUAACUAUGCGCUGUAGGUCUUGCCCAGGUGAUUUAAUCCAGCCUGACUUUGCUGGUUAAAUAUUGACAAAAUGCCGGUGUGGCCUCGCCGAGGAGAGAACUCAGAAGAGGCACUUUGCUGCCAGGGCUGCACGACUGCCUGCUGCAUCAUCAUUCCAACACACACACAUACACAAACGUGCGCGCGCACACACCGCUGAAUGCAAACGCACACAUACACCCAGUGGCAGGCAGCAGCUGAGACUCAGCUAGGGCAGAAGUGUGGAACCAAGCGGAAGAAGAGGAAGCGAGCACACGAGAGACAGCGAGCGCAGGAUGAGCCAGUUCGUGGACCACGGCGUUGUGUCGGUCAGCGGGAGGAUCCGAAGCAUCCCCCUGCUGGAGCUCCUCGCGGAAUACAUGGACGCCAACAAAUGCAUUGAUGAACUUCUCAAGCAGCUCGAGGAGGAGCGCCGAAACGUCCGAAGGGAAAAGCUGGCUGUGGCUCGCCUGCAGAGGGAAGUCGCACGGAGCAAGAGCGAAGGAACAAUGGUAAAGUACAGUGGAAGUGCUUGGCCCUAUCAUCUUCACGAAGCCAGAAAAGCCACACGAGAAAAGCUGAUCCACGAGCUAGAGGAAGAGCGACGCCUGCGACUGGAGAGCGAGAAGCGUCUCCGGGAAGUGACGGAGGAGUCCGAGCUGGGUCAGGCGCAGGUGGUUUCACUGCAGCUGCAAUUCUCCAGGAUGGAAGAGACAGUGCGGUCACUGCUGCAGAAUCAGGGUGUCCUGGAGCAGACUGCUGUGGACACGGUGGACAUCAUGAAGGUCUACAAGGAUAAACUCUCUGAGGAAGUGCAGAAACAGCACGACGGCCCAGUAGAGAAGGGCUCCCUGCCGGUGACUCAAGCAGAGCUGGACCCCAGGCUGCUGCUGAAUCCUGAACAUGAUGCCAGCCAAGCAGAAGAGGAUAAAGACAAAACCAAGCUCCUGCUGGAGCGCCUCAAGGCCCUGGAGGAGGAGAACUCCACCCUGGCCUUAGAGAAUGAGAGUCAAAGGGAGCAGUAUGAGCGGUGUCUCGACGAGGUUGCCAAUCAAGUCGUGCAGGCGCUUCUAACCCAGAAGGAUCUAAGGGAGGAGUGUCUGAAGCUGCGAACAAGGGUUUUCGAUCUUGAGCAGCAGAAUCGGGCACUCGGUGUUUUGUUCCAGCAGAAGAUCAAGCCGGCCUCGGACCUGCUUCUCCAGAAACUCCACUCUCGGAUCAUGGAUCUGUCUGCAGCAGAUUUGCUCCUGGAGCCAGAGAGAAGCAAGGCUUUCCUACUUUCCAGGAAUACAGACUCCCCCUCUAAUGAGGUUCAGUUGAAUGGAAAAGCAGGUCUCCCUGUGGCCAAAUGUCUGAGCCAGCUGAGCCUGACAGUGCCAGCCCCCGUGUACCCACGCAGCAGCUGUAGCAGCAGUGAGCUGUCGCUGUCGAGCGCGUGCAGUGAAUUCUCCAGCGGCUCGUACACCUGGAAUGAUGGACGCUCCUGUGGGAAAAUGUCAUCUCUGACGUGGGAGAAGAGGCUGAGUUUGGGUUCGUCAGCCCCUAGUAAUAUCUGUGCUGCUCAGGAGGAGCACCUCCCCACAAGACGUAAGGAGAGCCACAUACUGGAAGGACUGAGAAAGCUCCAAAGGAGGAAACACAGGAGCUCCUCCUGUUCCUCCAAGGUCUCCAAGUCAGGCUACAAAGACUGCAUGAACUCCAAUGAGGGCAUCUACUCACUGGGCAUCAAGAGUAGCAGUAAAGGGGUGUCUAGGCCUACCCAUGUGGGGAGAACUGCUCAGGGAAAAAAAUUCGCUUAUGAUUCUGAUGAUGCAGAUGAUGAACUGGCACAUUCUAGUUGUAGAGAUAACAUCCCCACCAAGGACAACUGGUUUCACUGUAAGAAGCUCUCACACAGCAUCUCAGACAGUUUAUGUAGCUGGGAGGGAACGCAAGAAAGCGGAGGUGACACUAUCUCAAGUCCUGUGGCUACUAAACACCCUUCUGGGUAUGACUCAAAGGAGCAGCCUGAAAGACUCAUGAGUUUUAUUAACAGCCUUCUCCCUGAACGAGGGCGGAUAUCAGCUUUUACGAGACCAUCGAAGCUGCACCUCACCCCUACUGAACCAGAAGUUCCCCGUCUGUCUGAUGCGGAUGAUCUGGAGGAGUUAAAGUCUGAGUCAAGUGACAUCCGAAUGUCCUUUAGCCAGCCACCAGAGCAAGCCGAGAGGGACUCGAAGAGGUUGUCAAGAGAUGCUGCCAAGCUGAUUACACAGCAGUGCUUGCGGAGAGACCAGGUUCGUACCCAGUCUGCAGAUGGAAGACCCAGGCCUUUCAGCCUGAUUAAGGAGCCCAAAGUGGCCAAAUGCACCCAAUCUGAGGAGAGCGUGUUGGCAAUAUUUGAUGCAGAAGGAGAGCCUAUUGAACUUUGUGCAGAGAAACUUGCAGCAGCUGCUGGGACUCAAAAAGACAUUCAGGGUAGCAAAGUAGUUCCUGACUACACAAAACUGGUGCCCCAAGAGAGGCCAACAAAGCAGAAACCCUCAAAAUCAAGAAACUACAGUGUUCUUGAGUCUCCAGAGAAGCCGUCUGAAUAUCAGAUCAGGACCCACAAGCCAAGGGAGCAAAGCAGUAGCAGGGAGGGAAGUGCAGAGAGGCUAUCAAUGCAGCUGACUCCACAACGGAAACUUAUCAAACCACCAAGCAACCGAGCUAGUAAAGGCCUUUCCAUCCCUCCCAUGAAUGAUGCUGCUUGUUCCACUAAGUACAGUAGUUCAAAGAUACCUGGUAGUAAUAAACCUUCAGGAUCCCCACUGAGAUUAUCUAAGGGCUCUGCCACUGAACCAAGUAACAGCGUGAACUCAGGACCCCCUGGGCAGGAGAAGUCCCCCUCCUCUCCGACAGUUAAAAUGUCCAGAUUCAUCAAGACACCAGGAACCUGUAUUCAAAGCCCAAAAGCGGUGAACUCAAAGCUCCCCAGCAGGGCCGAAUGGAAUAAGGGCGCCUCAUCGAGUUCCCCUCACCUCUCAAGGAGACACCUGGAGUAUGCUGACAAUGGCGAACAGCCAACCAGAGACAAACACUGUGAAAACAGCAAAAAUAAACUCAGGUCCCCCUCUCCUCCCCCUCCCCCGGGCCGCACCACCUCUUUACUGAUCAGACCAAAUUACGAGGGGUCGCCAACCACUGUGAGGGGUCCACCCCCAAGUUACCACACCUCACUUUUACCAAAUAUGCAAUCAACGCUACCCAUCAAGGAUAAAGACUGUUUAGACUUGGAUGCAGGCUACGGGACUGCACUUGCACCUCAGAAACUGGUUGACAAAACCAGUCAGCACCUUCAAAAGUCCCCUGCCAUGACUAAGACACCUGCUAAAGGCGAUUCCAAGCGGAUGACCACGAAAGACUACCUCCCUUCUGCAAACUCAGGGUGUGCUCGAGAACCUGAAACCGCACCUAAAACCUCGAAGAAUGUCCCUCCUCCCUACAGUGCCCUCAGAGGGUCCUCAUUUCAGAACUCACCUGCAAGCAAAAAAGGAUCUGCUAAUAAAAAUGUCCAUCAGUCAGUGCAGAAGACCUCUAUUAGUUUACCUGUUUCACUUCAGGACACACCUCAAGGUCAGGCAGAGCCACAAACUGGCAAAGCUUUAGACAGCUCUAUUAUUAUGUCCCCUAACCUAGCAGAAAAAGCCUCAAACACUCGCAUCCCAAUGGGCUUUAAGGCAUUUUUAAAGUCUCCUCCUAGCCAUAAAAAUAGUCCCUCUAUACCAGGCAAACAAGAGAAAGAUCAUAUCAACUCAGUCUCCAAGGAGACUGUGACUUCAAAUGCUUCUGCCCAGUGUGACAACUUGCAGACAGAGUACAAUAUUGAUUCGCCAUCCAAGAUGUCUGUUACAGAGGGGAAAGGUGAAGUCCAGUGUAGGUUACUGGAAGAAGAAUUACAAGCUCUCAUGGUGCCAGAGGAAGGGGGUGUUUGUGAUAAUGGGAAAAGGAGUAGUCAGCUUUUUGGCAGAUCCAUAUCUAUUGCUGCCAAACCUCAUUUAAAGCCAGCGUUAGGGAUGAACGGGGCAAAAGCUCGUAGCCAGAGUUUCAGCACCAACUACAUUGAAAAACCAAGCAUCAAUUCCUUAGAUGGGCCGGGAAAAAUCAGAACUCAGAUCAUUACCAACUCAGGUGAAAGGGGGAACUCUCUGUCACGACAGAGUUCCUUAGAAGCGACCUGUGCUGGGUUAGCAGAGAGCCCUGUUCAUUCUCCAAGGACAAGACUUAGCCACUAUGGAGGCAUGACAGGGUCAAAUAGUCACGGCAUCCUCCCUGACAAAGCUUUCAAAUCGGGUUCUAAAGUUGAGGGGUCACAGGGCACAGGGAAGGGGGAGGCAGUCAUGUCACCUUCUCACAAAGUGGUUCGUAGUUUACCCAUCAGUGAUCGGACUGGUUUAAACAUCCGUAAGCCAUCGAAGGUUGCCUCUCAUCCACAGUUUCAUCCUCCGUCCUCUUGUGUCUACGGCUUGGAAAAUCCAGUUAGAGAGACAGAAGACAAAGCAGCAUUCCCUAAUGAAGCAGACUUCAGCAGGGAAGUCAAAACCCAGGCGGACUCCCCAAACAAACACCCAGAUAUGGAGGAGAAAAAAAUCAGCCCAACAGUCACCACUAUUGAAGAGAAAGUCAUGAUGGGAAUUGAGGAGAACGUGCAGAAAUGUCAAGAACAGGAGAAAGUCGCUGCCACCGAGGCCAAACAGAAGACGGGUCCCUCUCUGGCAAACUGGUUCGGCCUCCGUAAGAGCAAACUUCCAGCUCUGAGUAUUAAAAAAGCCGACUCUCCCAAGGGAAAAGAGGAGAAGAAAGAGCUGAAGAUCGGAUCAGUUCUUGGAGGCAAACAGAUGAAGUCUGACAAGAAGAAGGAUAAGAAGAAAAAUGAUAAUCAGCAGAAAGAAAGCCAGGAGGUGCAGGGUCUGUCUGAGAUGAACAACAAGCUUAGCUCCAUUAUGGACCACUGCAACAAUCAGAUGGGUCAGAUUGCCAGUCAGAUCCAGUGCACGACGGCCUUUAUUGGAAAAGACCAGUUCGUGAAAGAGCUUCUUGGCAGGACCGCUGUGAAGGGCAACUCCGUGGCCACAUCGCCGCCUGGGAUCUCCACGCCCAAAAAACACAGCGAAACGAAGGGAGAUAUGGAGAUCUGUUCAGAUACUGCUACCCUCAUAAUGACAGAGAAGAUCAACCUAAAGGCUGAAAAUGUAGAGGGACACAUCCCAGACGCAGCUUGUCAAGACCACAUGUUAGGCUUCGGCUGUCAGAUGAGAACCCUGGACAGCGGCAUCGGCACCUUCCCUCUCCCCGAUUCUGUCACCCGGGCCAGCAGUCGCCACAUCCCUAAAUCCGAAUCCAGCCCCGAGGGGGUGACCGGUGGCUCCUCUGAGCUCGAUCGGGAGCCUCCCUCUUCUCACCCUGACCCCUCACAACCUGAUGUGAAAGUGCCUUCCCUUUCAAAACCCCACCCGCAUGUCUCUAUGAGCAUGGGUCACUCCCUGUCUGACCCCACUGUGACCUGCAGCAACGACAACGCCCAGGACACCCAGAGCCGCCUGCCCAAAUUAGCAUCCUCAGAUGCAAUCCAGACAAAGAGGUUGAGUUUUUGUGCCCCACGCAGCAACAUCUCAGGUUCCACUGAGGACAAAGAGACAGAAGCAGAGAGGAAGAUGAAAUCCAAGGACCAUGAUAUGCUGGGCGAAAGAGCCUUGCGAGUGUGCACGUACUCAGGCAGCAGCAGCGACACUGAGACUGAACCCGAGGGGACAGGAAGCACUUUGGGCUCGCCGCAAAAGACCCUGAUCAACAGAGCUAAGAGGAAUGACUCAGUCGAGCAGAAUGAGGACACCCUGAAGAGAAGAAGUGUGGAAAAAUCCUUGUCAAUCAUGGACUACUACCAACACGACAUGUUCUCGCACCUGGAGAAGGACAGCAGGAAGAUUUCGCAGUACAACCUGCUGCACAAGGAGUCGGCCCUUGAUGGAAAAGCUGGAGACAGGCUCAGUAAGGAGAUUCCCAUGGAGAAGAUGCCCGUCAGCGCAAGCCAGCCGCUCUCUCUCGACUUCUCUUUGGAGUCCUUAAACAAGCUGAAUCAGAGCAGCUCCAGCAGCCUGUACCCGGACACAGGCUCGGGCGGCCGCAGAGCUGACUGCCACGCCGACGGGGGGAAGAGCGGGGAGAGCUGCUUCAAAGGAGACGAGGCCUCGUCCUCCUCCAGUUUCACGAGCAGGCCCGGGGUGGAUCCCGUGGGCUCCCUUAGCGACUCGCUGUACGACAGCUUCUCUUCCUGCACCAGCCAGGGAUCCAACGAAGUCUGAAAAAGCAGGGCUGUAGAGAUGGAGUCCAGUUUUCAAGACAUUUCUCUUACGUCUUUGGACUGACUCCUCAAGUCUUUCUUUGGGUUUCAGAUUCUGUCCUUCUUAUUGGAAAUCAUGCCUUGAUUGGCUGGAGGUUGAACGACACAGUGGACAUAUGGAGUGGAUUUUUGGGUAGAUUACAUCUGUUUUUCUAGGGGAUUACCCCUAACAGGGUUGGGCGAUACAUUAACAUUUUCUGCCACAUCUCCACAACUAAUUAUUUUGGCAAACUGAGGUACACCUUAGCAUCUUAAAGCAGCCAUUCCCAAAUUAAACUAUCAAUUUGAAGUGGCAUCAUUUUGGAAAGCCGACAUUUUAAAAAGUUUGUAUUUAUUUGUUGAAAAUGCCCAAACUUUGGGAACCACAGAUGGGAUAACAGCAACUCUAUCAAACAAUUAGGGUAGAAAACCAGGAACAUUUGGCAUGUCAGUGAAAAACUUUGAUAUCUGUGUACAGCUUUCCACUCUUGCUCAUAAAACCUCCAGAAAGUAAGGAGCUAUUGCACUUUAGAGUUAAUUAUUUACAGCAACAUUAUAAAAGGUGGAUGUACUUCCGAGUAUAACAAAAUAAAUAAAGAAAUAAAGCCAAUGCAGAAGUGCCUUAAACCUGCAUUAUUCUUUAAUAACCACCAGGGAAUGCAGACCUGUAGUUCCAGAAAGACUUGUUGUCUAUGGGAAAAUAAUCCAGAGACAACAUAAGUAAACACUUUUGUGAUGAGUUUAUUAGCUCACUUGCUUAAUUUGGGUCAUACUCAGUAAAUAUUUAAGUCCAUUCUGUACAUUCUUUGAAGUUUAACGAUUAUCCGGGGUGUGCCAUGUCCAUCUCUCGUCAACUGCAGUUUAAAAACAUCGGAAGUUUGAACUUCUGAAACCAAUGGGUGAUGUUACCACAGCCACGUCCAUCUUUUAUACUGUCUACGGUUGCAACGCAGAAAAUUAGCAAACUAAAACGCCAAAAAUCUCCCGCAAUAAUACAACCGCCAAUCAUCUGAGCCGGUCACUGUCCUAUCGCCCAGCCCUAAACACUAGUUUGUGUUUAUUUUCUUCUUUUUUCUCAGCCUUGCAAAAAUGUCUUGGUUUUGGUUUGGUUUCCUCUUGAUUUCCUCUCAACCUUCAGCUAAUCUUGGAGAGGACUUGUCUCAGUUACAGCCCUGCCAUGAAAGGACGAGUGCCGGUCCCCUCUGCCUACAACAAGAAGCACUUAGAAGAGCUACAGACGCGAGGAUGAAUCCUCAACCUAAAAAAGAAAAG